Molecule: messenger RNA, 1374 nt
Organism: Blepharisma stoltei
Lineage: Eukaryota; Ciliophora; Heterotrichea; Heterotrichida; Blepharismidae
Source: the annotation of a GenBank genome assembly
AUGAGUGGAGCCAGCAUAGAAUCAGAUUUGCGAGGAUCAAGCCCUUCAAUGGAAGAUCGUAUUAGCAAACUUAAAAGCCAGUUUAGGGAAAUUGACGCAAAUGACGACAAGCAGCUUACUUUCGAAGAACUCCAUGCAUAUUUAACGAAGAAAAGUGGAAAACCAUUUAAUGAAGUCUUGCUCACCGAAAUAUUUAAAUCUUUAGAUAAAGAUCAAAAUUCAGAGCUAACUUUAGAUGAAUUUGCGCAAGGCUAUUACCAGGCAGAAACCUUAAUUAAAUCUAGAGUUGACGUUUUGAAAAACAGCAUCAUGGAAAAUACGAAAAAAUUAUCUGAUACCAGGCGCCAAUAUAUCGAGGCCAAAGCUAACCAAGGAAAAACCCAGCAAAACGUCUUAACAGUGACUGUUAAAAAAGCAGAAGGAUUAAAAGCUGGCGGCCUAACAGGAAAUAGAGCACCACUUGUAAGAGUGUCUUGUGAAAACCAAGAGAUUACAACCCAGCCUGUUCCAAACCCUUCAAAUCCUACUUGGAAUGAAACAUUUUCAUUUUAUGUGACUCAAGGGACUGAAGAUAUCUCAGUUGAAGUUUUUGAUACUGACAGAGGCAACCCUACUACUUUCUUAGGAGAAGUAGCAGUGCCAUUUAAUGCGUUAUUUGAUCAGCAGCUACAUGAAGAUACUUUGGAAUUGAGAGGAAAAAAGCCAGGAGACAGGAUUUCAGGGACCAUUCAGCUUGCUCUCCAAUGGAUUCACAAUUUGCCACUUUAUCUUGAAGGAAUUAUUAAGCAGUUUGAAGACAUUAUAAAUGAGGAUAAAACAGAAUUGCUGGAAAUGGAAAAAUAUUAUAAUGAAUUGCACAGUGCUUUAGGAAAAAAUAUAGGGCCUGACUGGCUUCUUUUAAAUCCUAAAUUCAAAGAAGCAGAACUUCAAUUUUCAGCAAAAAUGGACGAAUUUAAAGAAAAAACUUUAGGCAAGCUUUAUAUAGGCAACAUAAAAUGGUCUUUCGCUACCCAAAUGUCUACUUAUUUGCUUCUUCUAUUUUCAGUUUUAAUAAUGUUUCUCAGGCCAGACUUUUUCAAUGUAAAUGGCAUUUAGCUUACUAUUGGAAUUUUAGCUUUAUAUUAUUACUAUACUGGAGUCGGUUCAGGUCCUAAAUAUAAAAUCAUCUUUUUGGCAAUCCUUGCGUCAGAGGUUUAUGACCUGAUUUGGCUUUAUUUAAAUAUGAGCGUAAACAGUAUUUAGAAUUGGGUCAGUGGAACUGGAGAUGGGAGUGAUGGAGUGAAAAGAUUUACUGUUGCAGUUUCGGUUAUCAAUCUAUUCUGCAAACUGGUGUUUGGAGCAAUAUUUUGGAAGAACUCUAUUGAGAUGGCUUAG